This is a messenger RNA of Paralichthys olivaceus (Japanese flounder), 2575 nucleotides long. It is a transcript of the gene rab13, whose product is annotated as RAB13, member RAS oncogene family. Gene Ontology annotation, molecular function: GTP binding; GTPase activity. Lineage: Eukaryota; Metazoa; Chordata; Actinopteri; Pleuronectiformes; Paralichthyidae. Gene Ontology annotation, cellular component: trans-Golgi network transport vesicle; endosome; plasma membrane. The record is from RefSeq and is a predicted model, not a curated record. Gene Ontology annotation, biological process: Golgi vesicle fusion to target membrane; protein localization to plasma membrane; protein secretion.
AACUCCCACGAAGCACUCCCUCACUACGUAGCCUCUGUGCGGAUCCGGGAUCUGGGCCGAGAGAAAAAGUUGGAGGCUGAAAAAAACACGUCGCCACCCUGGUGUAUUUUUAUAAAUGGAGCCAAAGUGAGUGUGUGGGAGCUGUGGAAUGAAUCUGGAGUCGAUCCGAGGACGAUGAGGUCUGAUCUGCGGUAGAUUGAUCAACUUUGGAUGGAGUUUGUUUCUUUCAGCAGACAGAAGCAGUGAAGGGGGGGGGUCGGAAUUUACCGGUGACAAAUCUGGGAGAGAGAGAGAAAAAAGAAGAAGAGGAUCCAGUCUUCACGGCAACAUCUAAAAAGUACUUUGAAUCAGAGGGAAACACGUGGAGAGGAUCUUUGAACAAACUCAGUCACUUUGGAGAGCAGCUCCAGUCAUGGCGAAAAAGUAUGAUUUCCUUUACAAACUGUUGCUCAUCGGGGACAGCGGAGUGGGGAAGACAUGUCUGAUCAUCCGCUUUGCUGAGGACAAUUUCAACUCCACUUACAUCUCCACCAUCGGCAUUGACUUCAAAGUGAAAACCAUUGAAGUGGAUGGAAAGAAAGUGAAACUACAAGUCUGGGACACAGCAGGGCAGGAGAGGUUCAAGACCAUUACGACAGCCUACUACAGAGGAGCCAUGGGCAUCAUCCUGGUGUACGACAUCACUGACGAGAAGUCCUAUGAGAACAUUCAGAACUGGAUGAAGAGCAUCAAAGAGAACGCAUCAGCCGGGGUCAGUCGGAUGUUGCUAGGUAAUAAGUGCGACAUUGAGGCAAAGCGAAAGGUUACCAAGGAGACGGGAGAGAAGCUGGCUAAAGAUCACGGGAUCAGGUUCUUUGAGACCAGUGCAAAGUCCAGCAUUAAUGUUGAGGAGUCUUUCCUGGCUUUUGCAAGAGACAUACUUCAGAAAUCCAGCAAGAAACCAAGUCCCACAGGUCGAGAGGUGAAAAUCACCAGCAGCACAGUGAAAAAAUCCUCCAACUGUGCUCUGCUCUAGACGUGACACUGGCGAGCACACAGAAGAAACACACAAUACAAAUUUAAGAACACAUCAGUAUAAGUGGAGGAACACAGUACAACGUGUGUUCUGUCUCCAUCUAGUGGGGUUAAUGACAAAAUACACACAGGUGUAUGUUGGUUUCCCAAGAAUUUUACAGCAAAAGUAAUUUAUGGAUUCCUCUUCUGAGAAAGUGCCUGUAUUUUAUAUUGGACAUAUUUUCUGCUGCUACAUCUACUGUGAUAGCCUUAUUGUCAUGAAGAGUUGGUGAAGUGGAGUCUUGGAUGAGUUUGAUAGAAACUCAAAAACCACCUUUAAUACCGCUUUACAUUUUAAUUUCCACUUUUUAUCACUCUGGCUUAUCAGCAGCAGCACCGUCUUAUGUCUUGGAUGAACUUCAGCUGUGUUUUAAAAAAUAUAUUUACUGGACUCGUCAGCUCUGUAAAAAAAAUCACUCCUCGGCUUAUUGGAACAAUUUCAUUUAUUUCAUUUGUGAACAUACAGUGGUAGUUUGUGGCAUAGGAAGAGUUUGUUUUGAUUUAAAGUGCACACUAUAGGCCCCUGGUUGAAGCCUUUUUACCCAAAACGUCAUUUUUGUUAACCUUUUCAAAGAUUUCAAAAGGUGACAGGCAUGUUAGUGAUUUUGUUGGAUGGAAAUCAGAUGGAAACGCUAAUACGAUUGAACAAUAAGUCAUAAAUCGCCUUUGGUUAGCAAUGCACUUUCAUUGUUGUCUGUUCACUGUUUCAAAUGUAUUGAUUUGUUCAAUAUUACAACAGCAAACAGACAUAGACAUCUGCCACAUGAGAGACAGUGGCACAUAAACAAACUCAACAGAUAAUUGAGAUUUAAAUGUCAGCAGAAUUUAUAUUUACAUUUCCUCAUGGUUAUUAUAUGUGUAUCUCUAUGCAAACUGUUGAUGUGUUUUAAUAGUGCACAGCAUUUUAAUGAAUUCCACAGAAUCUAAGGUACAAGUAGAACUACAUUACCCAAUGGGAAAACUUCUUGUUACAUCCUAUGACAAAUUGAGAAGAUGCUCUUUGCAGUAAGUAAUUGAACAAGUUGAUGUUGGUUGUUUGUUGAAACUGAAACAAACACCACUGGUAAACUGGCUUUGUUUUAACGGAGGCGUGGAAUGAGUACGUGGUAGAUGGGAACAGAGAUAAGUGCAAUAUGAGAGGGUGUGUGGCGAGAUAAAAGAAUGAUGGAUAAAGCAAGUGGAUGGACAGGAUGUAGGAAGCACACAAUGCUCCCAUGUCCCUCAUUUUCAAUUGAUUUAGUGGAUCUUGCCUUUUAUGUGAAGUGCCUGGUAAAUCUCUGACCAAACACAACCACACAUUAGCUAUAUCUGACAUGACAUGUUUCUCUGUUCAGGCAGUUUUCAGAACCGCAAGUGUGAUGGCCACAGCUCUUCUGAUCCUGACAGUCUUUUUUUAUCCUGCACAGACACACUGAAUUUCCUGUAACAAGUUCUGUCACAUUUUGUCUUUUUACUUUUGCCACAAAUCUCUGUAUGUAGUUUACAGAUGUUCCACUUGCUGAAUAAAUUUUUUAAAGUGUAA